AUGCGGUCGUCUGGCAAGUUGUACACGUUACAUGUCGCGGACAUCAGGGCGCACCGCGUCCCUUUGAGUGAACCGGAGCGCGGUAAGGCUCACCGUUGUCUGAACGCAACGGUGUAUAUGAACUGGCUUAUGUAUGAGAGCGAGUUUAAGGGCGCUUCUGCGGAGGAAAUAGAUGAGGUGGUUGAGACGUCAACCACUUGCCCCGAGGUGGCUCAGUGGCAAAGCCAAACCAAUACUUAUUGGAUCAGAUGGAUAACGUUGACCCAUAAACAUCAGUAUGCGCGUACUCUGGGCUUCGAGCAGCGGGAUGGCGAGCUUGCAGCUCAGCACAUUGGUGACCGUCAUGUAAAGAAUUGGCACAGUGCCAUACGGUGGAGAUAUCACUUUGCCAGGGACCAGGAGUAUAGGGCCAAGUGUAUUAACACGUGCAAAUUGAAGCAGCAAGAGAGCAUCAGGCUGGGCCAGUCGGAGGAGCGGUGA
This is a messenger RNA of Sphaeroforma arctica JP610, 480 nucleotides long. RefSeq lists its product as hypothetical. The record is from RefSeq and is a predicted model, not a curated record. Lineage: Eukaryota; Ichthyosporea; Ichthyophonida. The coding region runs from base 1 to 480 and encodes 159 amino acids. The transcript has a single exon.